AUGAACUCGGAAACACCAACUUCUUUUGACAUAAAAGUAUUACGCGCGGCUUUUGAGAAGGUGUGGAAAAGUCGAAAAACCCGAGCCGGAAAAGAUGCGCUACUACUGUCGGCUGAAUACCUGCGAUUGUUCACGGCCGAAGCAAUAAAUCGCGCCGCGAUCGUGUCAAAAGAAGGAACUCGAUCUAAUACUCCCCAAUUGAGAGUUUCUCAUUUGGAGGAGGUCGUGCCUCAGCUUAAACGGGACUUCUAA
Acaulospora morrowiae is the source of this 252-nucleotide messenger RNA. Lineage: Eukaryota; Fungi; Glomeromycota; Glomeromycetes; Diversisporales; Acaulosporaceae. The record is from the annotation of a GenBank genome assembly.